ACACAUAAGCUACUACAUAACUUCACAUCUUAUCUACCACUCCAGUUUCAACCAAAAAAACUUCAGCUCAUAGCUGAAGCUUCACUAUGGCAGCAGGAAUGGCUUUAGUGAAACCCAUCUCAAUUUCCAAGCUUGGGAACUAUUCAAAACCAAGAACAUCACACACAAAACUCGUCACAGUUAAAAUGGCAGCCACAAACUCGAAACCCUCCACAAGUUCAUCAAACAAAGGCACCAAGAAAGGGAUAAAGGAGUCUUUGCUGACACCCAGGUUUUACACUACUGAUUUCGAUGAGAUGGAGACACUUUUCAACACUGAUAUUAACAAAAAUCUAAAUGAAGCUGAGUUUGAGGCAUUGCUGCAAGAAUUCAAGACUGAUUAUAAUCAGACUCAUUUUGUGAGGAACAAGGAGUUUAAAGAGGCUGCUGAUAAAAUGCAAGGCCCAAUGCGCCAGAUUUUUGUUGAAUUCUUGGAGAGGUCUUGUACUGCUGAGUUCUCGGGGUUUCUUCUCUACAAGGAGCUUGGAAGAAGACUUAAGAAAACUAAUCCUGUAGUAGCUGAGAUUUUCUCUCUCAUGUCUAGAGAUGAGGCCAGGCAUGCGGGGUUUUUGAACAAGGGUCUAUCUGAUUUCAAUCUGGCAUUGGACUUGGGAUUUUUGACAAAGGCCAGGAAAUACACUUUUUUCAAGCCAAAGUUUAUAUUCUAUGCAACAUAUUUGUCUGAGAAAAUUGGGUACUGGAGAUACAUUACCAUUUAUCGACAUCUCAAAAGUAAUCCCGAGUACCAACUUUAUCCCAUAUUCAAGUACUUUGAGAACUGGUGCCAGGAUGAAAACCGCCAUGGUGAUUUUUUCUCUGCAUUGAUGAAGGCACAGCCUCAGUUCCUGAAUGACUGGAAGGCUAAGUUGUGGUCACGCUUCUUUUGCUUAUCGGUUUACGUGACAAUGUAUCUGAAUGAUUGCCAGAGAUCUUCCUUUUAUGAAGGCAUUGGACUCGACGCGAAAGAAUUUGACAUGCAUGUCAUCAUUGAGACUAAUCGCACCACUGCAAGGAUUUUCCCGGCUGUUCUUGAUGUUGAGAAUCCCGAAUUCAAGAAGAAGUUGGAUAGGAUGGUGGAGAUCAACACAAAACUUCUGGCAAUUGGUGAAACCGAUGACAUUGAUUUUGUGAAGAACUUGAAAAGAAUUCCACUUAUUGCAGCACUGGCUUCUGAGCUCUUGGCUGCAUAUCUCAUGAAACCCAUCGACUCUGGUUCCGUUGAUAUUGCAGAAUUUGAUGCCCAGCUUGUUUACUAAAUCACUUUUUUGUACUACUAUCAAUCUCUUGCAAAGGUCAAUAUGUAUGCUGUGAUUUGUAGUUCCUGAAGAAACAGUGUAACAUAAGCCAGGGAGGCUCUUGGAACUUCAAGGCUUAUUGUAUUUAUG
Molecule: messenger RNA, 1424 nt
Organism: Daucus carota subsp. sativus
Lineage: Eukaryota; Viridiplantae; Streptophyta; Magnoliopsida; Apiales; Apiaceae
Product: magnesium-protoporphyrin IX monomethyl ester [oxidative] cyclase, chloroplastic
Exons: 5
Coding region: 87-1295 (402 amino acids)
Biological process (GO): photosynthesis; chlorophyll biosynthetic process
Cellular component (GO): chloroplast thylakoid membrane
Molecular function (GO): metal ion binding; magnesium-protoporphyrin IX monomethyl ester (oxidative) cyclase activity
Source: RefSeq, a predicted model, not a curated record